Molecule: messenger RNA, 6393 nt
Organism: Mizuhopecten yessoensis (Yesso scallop)
Lineage: Eukaryota; Metazoa; Mollusca; Bivalvia; Pectinida; Pectinidae
Exons: 16
Coding region: 81-5390 (1769 amino acids)
Biological process (GO): protein phosphorylation
Molecular function (GO): ATP binding; protein tyrosine kinase activity
Source: RefSeq, a predicted model, not a curated record
UAUAAAGGUUUGUGUGUACUAACAGUUAACCCGUCACAUCCUUGAUCACUACUAACCAGGGAUAUGAGUUUGGAUCAAAGAUGGAAAUAGACGAACAUCGUCAAAUAUCCGCUUACAACAGAUAUCGCAGCAACGAGGAUCUCAGAAUUGUCGCAUGUACCUGCCAGAACCAAUCGUCUCUCGCCAUUCAAUCUCAUCUAUCGGGAAAAGUUUCAUUUUCAUCCUUGGAGCUCCCAUUUCAAAAUGACAACGCUAAUAUCGACAUUGUGGAGAACACACUUAAGGAUGUCCUUUGCACUGUAUUCUUAGUUUGCCAUCAUUUUAGAGAAAACAUAUUGAACGUAAUAAGUGACUGGGAACCAGAAAUCACAAGUCGGAUUGUCAUCGUUUAUACCAGUAGGACAUUGGCAUUGCCGACGGGUAUACAAUCAGUUUAUCUUGACUCCCACAACUACUGUCAGGAAGUUCUUGACAAAGCGUUAGAUGUUUUGCGCAAGCAAAGUCUGUACGAUGACUUUAGUUUAGGAAACAUGGACACGAUGAACACAUCUAUCAAUACGUUCGAAGUUUAUCAAAAUGAAGAUUCGUCAGGUAUAUACGAAUCAUGUUCAUAUCCGUUCUAUUCUAACGACGAAACUUUUAGAAAAAGUACACAUGUCAGUUCAAUAAGCAAUUCAAAUGCAUCUGAAGACGAGACAGAGGUAAAAGAGACAGUUCAAAGCCGGAAGGACAUUACCAAUGAAGCAAAUCACGGAUUAAAACGUGAAAGAAACAAAGAUGAGCAGAACCCUUAUCAAUCUUUAUCGACGUGUAAACGAGAAAAACUUGUUAAUCUGGCAAAUGGAGGUGAAGCGCUGGAGGAAUUCUGCUCUCCAUUUCAUGUUUACAACAAAAGAGCGGAAACUAUAGUUGAAGACAUAAACACAGGCGAAAGAGCGUUAGUCAUGGACUUGAUUAAACACGUUCAUGCUGUCGCCAUCCCCUCAGCAGUCUCCCAGAUUGACCUACGAGCACUCUCCAUUCUCUCUGACUGCUACAAUAACGGCAUCGAAAGAGGAACCUCAAGAGAAAUACAGAACAUUCUAUUUAAAACUGAGGUAGGGAGACACAAUUUAGAAGCGUUAUUGGAAAGCGUUGACCUCUUACUAGGGGUAGUCAGGCGUAGGGCAGCCUCUUCAGAUACUCUUCUCAACACUCUGCCAAAUGUGAUAGUUAUGUUGGCGUUGUCACAUCAUCUUUUGUUAUCACAUCAUGAUAAAGCUUCCGUGUCGGAAAUUGUACGGACAAGAAUUCAGAACUUUCUCGUGUUGCUUGAAGAAAUUGAAUAUCCACAGAAUAACGAGACGGAAUUGUACUUACUCAACGCCGUGAAAACGAUGAUCAGUGGACUAGAAAAGGUCAUGACCGGUAAGAAGGCAAAUCGUUUGCAGAUUGGCAGCUGGAAAGACGAACUUCAGAAAGAAAGUUGUCGGACAAAGAUAGGCAGAAGUCUGAUGAAGAUGGCAGUAUUCGAACAUUAUUCACUCAUCAUUAGACUCAUCAUCGAGCUUCAUCUUCGCCUCAUAGAGAAAAACGUGGAAUUCCUGUUUGCCUCGCUGAUGUCAAUCAAGAGUGCGAUGAAGAAGACAGAUGGGCAUAUUCUAUAUCCUCUACUUGUGGUAGUGUUCAGAGGAAUAACAAGCCUUCUCAACAAUCACAUCCAACAAAAUCACCACAGAGAUGAGGUCCAGGACAAUAUUCAUAAGACGUGCAUUGAUAUGCUGAAGAAAUGCCUCGGAAGUGCAAAGGUCAGUCUGGAAUGCAAACAAGACCUGCGUGAGAACCUCAACAGCUUAUUGUUCCACAAACGUAAAUGGAUCGCAAAUGCUGUUUCUACACUGAUGGCAGCAGCAGAUGGUCGGUUUUGUUUGGCUGAAAAAGUGUAUCCACACAUGAAAACCAUCUUGGAACCACUAAGUUUUUCAAUAAAUUCUGAAUCCCUAGAAAGCCAAUGUCUUCCAAGAUGGGAGAACGUGUCAGGGACAAUAACAGGACAUAAAGAGGUUAGUGUCCAUGUUCUUCUUCCAGCAAACGGGACGUGUGACCUUCAGCAAUACCACAAGAGUGUUGCCAAAGAUAAAAAGGCUGGAAUGCACUGCAACACUCUGGAUGUAUUGAGAAGCCUUCUUGGAACUGAACAGCAUCCGAACAUGAAAAGACUUAUUGCGUUUCACUUGCAGGCAAUCCCAAUGUUCUACAUGACCGAAAAACUGUCAGAUGCAUCACUAAGUACGUACUUGCUUCGAGAACGAAAGGAUCGGAGUUGGCUGCCUGCCCGAACCCUUGGAUCCAUUGCUUUGGACUGUGUAAGAGCCGUUGAUUUCCUGCACGAAAGGAAGAUCAUACAUAGAAACAUCACUGCUUCCAGUUUCUGUUACCGAGGAGAACACACAAAUUUUGUUCUUUCUGACUUCAGUAUUGCCAAAGCGAUUGACGACGGUUCGAAUGGUUCCAGUACUUUUAUCCAAGACAUAGAGGGAAAUUUAAUUCCGACCCGAUGGUCCUCUCCUGAGUCACUGAUAGAUGAUCGCUAUGACGUCAUGUCCGAUACCUGGAUGCUUGGCCAAUUGUUGACCGAGAUAUUCACACAUGGAUGCCAUCCUUUUCCGGAAAUGUGCGCGUUUGAAUUCGACGACCUCAUGGAUAUGGUGGUUUUCCAUGACCUGAAACCCCGUCGGUGGCCCUGUAUACCUUUACCUGUACACAACAUUACUCUUCAAUGUCUUGAAACCAAGCCGCAUUCGCGAAUCAAACCGAAAGAGGUCCUUGAGAAAUUGAACAACUGGAUGGCCUCUCCUGACGAAAGCGAUGGUCAUUUACCAAAAUCAAGCAUUGAAGCGUUUGCUAACAAGAUCUUGAAUUAUCCGGAGCUGGACCCUAACCAGAAAGAACCAGAAAGAGGAUCCACAGAGCAGUUAAAACAACUGAAAAACAUGAGAGGAAAUCCCCGAGUGUCUUACUACAACAAGGCAUCAAAAAGACGGCUUUCCUCUUUUGUAAGGAGGUGCUGUAUCAGGGAGCAGGACCUUACAGCCCCAGACCAUCCAAUCAUUAAAGAAAAGGGACUGUACUUGGAAAUAGAAGAGCCAGUGACAAAAGCAUUCAUGGGCGAAACGUUUCCAAAACUGUGUAACAAAUUUGCGUUGAGUGAACUUUUACACAUAGCGACGUUUCCUCCAGAACACCAUAAGCGAGACUGCACAAAUCCUGAAGGACUUACCCAUGCUUUGUUAUACCGAUGCAAAAGGGCGGACUCGUUAUUAAACAUCGCUGCAACCUGUAGUUUAGGAGACCCAGAAGACAACGAAAUGCCAUACCUGCAGGUCGUUUAUGAGCUAGUCCAAUUCGUCAAUGCCAUGCACAAGAACUGCUGGAUUUUACGAGAUUUGUGCUGCUCCACGCUCUACAGAUCACAGGUGCACGACAAGGUAUUCAUGCCACGGGUUGGACGAAUGCUAAAGAUAGAAAAAAGAAACUUAUGGAUUGAGGCCUGUAUCAUCGACAAAUCGACGUGUGUCGAUGACAGACGAAACUGGAUGCCGGCGGAAGUGAUUCAGAGUGGUCAGUUCUCUCAAGCCAGUGACGUCUACAUGAUGGCUAUGACUAUUUACCAGUUCUAUUCUACCGCCUCCUUGUUUAAAUCAAAUCCCACAGCCAGUCGUUUAGAGGCGGUUCCGUUUUGCAAGGUUGAACCUGAAAAACUGCUUGAGACCCUUUAUCGAGGUGAGGUUCCGGAAGAGCCCGAUUCUUGCCCUGCAUGGUUAUUUGAAAUCAUGAAGGAGUGCUGGAAUAGAGAUUCGACGAAGCGUCCAUCUACAGAUUACAUUUUGGAAAAGAUUAAUAACAGGUUCAUUUACACUGACGACUCUACAUUUGAAAGCAUGUCUUCAGAAGACACCAGUCCGUCUGCUGGCAGCGUCUUAUUCAGAGACAGCCGUGAGCAUAAUGCCACUAGACUUCCCAAUGUUCCUCUUGCGGAAGAAACCGAUCGGCCACUUCGUCCACCCAGACCCAAGCGUGCAAAGAGUAGACCAGUGCCGAUCCAGGAAAAUGAUCAUUUCAAUGUCAACACAAUUGUUUUUAUUGACCAGAACACCGUUCAGGGACGUCCAUCAACCGAUGUGUCUUCCUGUGUCACCAGAAAUGACGUUGCAACAGCUCCAUCUUCAAACCAAGACGAUUUAUGUGUGUCGUGUGCAAAUAGCAAUGAUGGCACAUACGUAAAUUCAGUCAGUGGUUCGUUAAAUGCAUCAAUACAAACGCCAGAAAGGAAAUCAACACGCACACACGUAGCGUCCAUAUUUGGUCAUUCAAAUCCUUCUUUGCAUGACAAAAAAAUUGCCAGAUCUUUUGAAGGCGAUAUGCCUGGCUAUUUGGACUUGGACCAGAGUCCAAAUAAGGAAGCAUGUGCUAGAACCGUUGCCAUCGCCAAGCCUCCAGAAGAGUUCAAGGACUCAUUGCACGAGAUAAUAAUCGUCCAAACAGCUUUUAAGGACGAUAAUGCAGGUUAUCAAGACUUCGAUCAACAAACUGAAGAAGGAACUACUGGUUCAGAUGAUCUUGAUAUGGGAGAGCAAGAUGUCAUACCAAAUCCUCCGAACAGUAGCUUACGGAACAGGCUUAUGCAAGCUCUACCACAGGUCACUAGGAAACAUGACGUAUCUAGGACGUCUUCAACCAUUACAAACGGAAGUUCAAAUGACUCGGCGAUAUCUUGUGCUAACAGCGAGACACUGGAACCGGUGAGUGAUGUAUAUGAUUAUGCAACUACCAUAUCGAAUCCUCCGAACAGUAGCGUACGGGACAGGCCUCAGCAAGUUCUACCACAGGUACCUUGUAACCAUGACGUAACUAGAACGACUUCAAUCAUUACAAACGGAAGUUCAAAUCACUCGACAGUAUCACGUGCUAACAGCGAGACACCGGAACCGGUAGGAAAUGUAUAUGAUUAUGCAGAUGCCAUGCCGAAUUCUUCUAACAGUAGCUUACGGGACAUGCCAUGGCGAGAUCUACCACAUGUUUGUGGGAACCAUAACGUUUUUAGAACGGCUUCAAUUGUGACAAAUGGAAGUUCAAAUGACUCCGAAAUAUCUUGUGCUAACAGUGAGGCACUGGAACCGGUGAGUGAUGAACAUGUAUAUGAGAACGCAACUACCAUAUCGAAUCCUCCGAACAGUAGCGUACGGGACAGGCAUCGGCAAGCUCUACCUCAUGUUUCUGUGAAUUCUGGGAACCAUUACGUAUCUAGGACGGCUUCAAUGGUGACAAAUGGAAGUUCAAAUGACUCCGAAAUAUCUUGUGCUAACAGCGAGGCGAUCGAGAAUGACUAUGACUACAUACCGCUAGAGUGAACACUGAACAGUAUGUUCAUGAAUAAGGGAUACCCUAUCGCUUCAUGAUAUGAAUAUAUAUGAAAACAAAAACAAUUUGUAGGGUCAGAGAGUCCCUACACUAGUACUGUAGACAAUGAAGGAAACGAAGAACCCUUUUCAUCAAGCUGAGCGUUUGAAAAUGACAUUCUGAUUUACAAGAAUCUAGUAAGUAUAAGGUAUUGAUAUCUCGUCCUUUGACAUCAAACGGCUCGAAAACUCUUGGGUACAUCCGAUCGUAUUUUCGUCUUUAGCAAGUAUAUUCAGUAUAUACUUCUUGUCACUGGACGCACUUAACUUUCUCUUUAGCAUUGUGAUAAGUACCCCCUCCAUAAAUUGGAUAGAAAAAAGAACUUACAUGUACCUCAUGCCAAAAUUUGUUGAAUUUCAUCGAUAACAUAUAUAUUUGCUGAAAAUGUCACCUUUUUCGACCUCCCCAACGAGGGCGCAUUUAUCAUGACAACGAAUGUUAGUAUACAACAUAAUAUUUAUCGGUGUUAAACGUGAAGGGCGAAAUUUACAUUGGGCGAAUAUUGAUUAAUCGGUGAAAGGCGAAAAUUUAGACUUGGCGCAAGUUUUUCGGUAUACAGUAUUCAUUUAAAGAUAUUCCUUUUCCUUUUAAAUGCAACACUAUUUCAUUAAAAGAAUCGUCAACUUCAUUAAAAUAUAGAUCUUUUUUUCAUUUAGUGACAUCUCUAAUAUACAUGAGCGAACUCUCUAAGGGUAGUAAAAGCUGAGUUUGCUUGCCAAUUUCAUGUUUCCUACUCAUUUUCAAUGAUUUACCAUGUGCUCUUUAAAAUCCUCUUAUCAAUAAUUGUUUCAUUCAAAUUUCUUGACAUAGUAAAGUGACUGUGUACAUUGUAUUUAAAGAAGCGAAUCAAAUGCCAAAAGCAAAUGCCACCGUGUUGUUAUAAAUCAUUCGAUGACAAUUCCGUCUUUGCGUAUUGCAGAGUUAUCUUCUCUUGGGAGCAGGUAUUGAUUGUUA